UUCCAGCUCUCACUCUCCCCCUCCCCGUUCUGCGUGUUCCAGUCACCGGCGAACCACAUCCUCCCCUGCCGCCGCCGUCUCUCCCCAUCCUCCUCUUCUUAUUCUUUCUUUCUUUCUUUCCUCUGCGUUUCUGUUUCUGGCGAGAGUUGGAGUUGCAACCAGUCGUAACUCCACAGAUCGGAGCAGACCUCCCUCGCGCGCCAACCCUCCGCCGCUCCACGUCGUAGCAGCUCCGCCAGCACCGUCCCUCUCUUCGUUCUAACCCAGCGAGGAGAACAGUCGCAGGAAGGACUGCGACCUCGCCUCGAUCUGUCGCGCCACAGCCUCGCCGUGCUUCAGCUCGCCUCCAGCCACCAAGAACGAGCGCAGCACCACCGCGUCGCACCACCACGCCAUCGCGCCGCCACCCGCUGCUGCCCAGUCAGAUCGCGCCACCUGCUCGCAGUCCUGGUGAGCGCAGCAACCUGUUUUGGUCGACUCAGCGCCACUUCUCUCACCUGCUCUUCGUUCAGGCACGCGUAGCUUCCAUUUCCGUUCAAACAAAUUUCGGCAGUAGUAUAUUUGGUAUUUUUAAAUUCCUUAGAUCGCUCGGAUCCAACUAUUGCUCCUCCCGGUCAGAAUCAAGAGUUAGAGUAUCAUUCUCCACCAAGAGUUAGAGUAGUACGAAGCUGCUGAUUCGACUGAAGCUCUGCAAUUUUCCUCGCAGGGCUACAAAUAAAAAAAGUGUCACCUCACCUAAGAUAUAUAUGGCAUCUUCUUCCACUGGUCGUAAACGCAAGUAUGAUGUGUUUCUUAGCUUCAGAGGUGAGGAUACUCGUGAUAAUUUUACUAGUCAUCUCUAUGAUGCUUUGUGUCGUAAAAAAGUCAAGACGUUCAUAGACAAUGACCUUGAAAGAGGGGAAGAAAUAACUCCAGCCCUUUUGAGAACUAUUGAAGAAUCAAUGAUUUCUGUAAUCAUUUUCUCCAAAAACUAUGCAUCUUCUCCAUGGUGCUUGGAUGAAAUGUCCAAAAUUAUUGAAUGCAAAGACACUUAUGGGCAGGUAGUUCUACCAGUUUUCUAUCAUAUAGAUCCAUCUCUUUUACAAGAACAAAGUGGGAGUUUUGUAGAUGUAUUUAUCGACGCUGAGAAGAACUUUAAGGAGAAAAUGGAACAAGUGCCAAGGUGGAGGGUCGACUUGAUGAAAGCAGCUAAUAUAUCUGGAUGGGAUUCUCAGGUGAUUAGACCUGAGGCCAAGCUUGUGAAUGAUAUUAUGAAACAUAUUUUGAGGAAGUUGAAUCAUGCAUCCUUUAGAGAUUCAAAAGGCCUGGUUGGGAUAGACUCUCACAUUGAACAAAUUAGAAAGUUGUUGUGCUUUGGGUCACCAGAUGUUCCGAUUGUUGGAAUUUGGGGUAUGGGUGGGAUAGGUAAGACGACUAUUGCUGAAGCAAUUUUCUAUAGCGCUUCAAGUGAAUAUGAAGGUUGCUGCUUUCUCAAAAAUAUUAAGGAAGAGUCAAAAAGAUGUGGGCUAGAUUUUUUAAAACAAAAACUAUUAUUUGAAACAUUAGAGGAAGAAAAUCUACAUACUCUAAGUCCCAACAUGGGGUCCAUUUCCAAUGAGGACAGGCUCCAAUGCACAAAGGUUUUUCUUCUUCUUGAUGAUGUGGAUGAUGUAGAUCAAUUAGACGCCCUAAUUAGAAGAUCGAAUCUUGGUUUGGGAAUUAUUGUGACAUCUAGAGAUAAGCAGGUUCUUAAGAAUAUAGUUGAUUAUGUAUAUGAAGUUGAGGGAUUAAAGGAUGAUGAAGCUCUUCAAUUGUUCAGUUUGUAUGCUUUUAAGAAAAACUAUCCCCCGAAAGAUAGGAUAGACUUAUCAAAUAAGGUGGUGAAUUAUGCUCAGGGAAACCCAUUGGCGCUUAAAGUUUUGGGUUCUUAUCUUUUUGACAGAAGGAAACGAGAUUGGGAAAGUAAACGAGAUUGGGAAAGUGCACUGAAUAAACUUGGAAGAGGUCCACAUUCUCAAAUCUGUAAUGUAUUAAGAAUAAGCUUUGAUAUGCUAGAUGAUGAAGAGAAAAGUGUAUUUCUUGAUAUUGCUUGCUUUUUUAAGGGGCAGCAAAUUGAUUUCGUUAAGAGAAUCCUUGAUGGUUGUGGUUUCUCAGCUGAUAUUGGAAUAAGUGUUCUAGUUGAUAGAUGCCUCAUUACUGUCCUUGAAAACAAACUAGGGAUACAUGACUUGUUGGUUGAAAUGGCUCAUGAAAUUGUUCGGCAGGAAUAUGUUGCCAAGCUGGGCAAGCGCAGUAGACUGUGGAAUCCUAUUGAUAUCGUUCAAGUGUUGACCAAAAAUCUGGUGAGAGCCAUAUGCAUGAUGUGUAUAUAUCCUUUGGGGUGUGUACAUGUUGAUAUAUAUCCUUUGGGAAUCUUAGACUGCUCAAAAUUUACAAUGCUAGGAAUUGGAAAUAACGAAAUUGCAACUUUCAAUUCGUGUCAUCAUGGCCUUGAGUUUCUUUCUGAUGAGUUGAGGUAUCUCCACUGGGAUGGAUACCCAUUAAGGUCUAUGCCAUCUAAUUUUCAAGCAGAGAAACUUGUUGAACUGAACCUAGCAUACAGCAACGUUAAACAACUAUGGACAGGAGUGCAGAAUCUUGUGAGCUUGAAAGACAUUAAUCUUAGCUACUCUGAGCACUUGACUACUUUCCCAGACCUGUCACAGGCCAAGAAUCUUGAAAGAAUUAAUUUUGAAAACUGUCCUCACUUUUUAGAAGUGUCGUCAUCCAUUCAGUUUUUAGACAAUCUUGUUGAUUUGAAUAUGAAAUGCUGCAGAAGCCUUAUGCAUCUCCCGAUUGGCACUAACAUGAGAUCUCUGAAGACUAUCAACCUUUCUGGUUGCUCCAAUUUUAGGGAAUGUCCAGAGUUUGCAGAGAACAUAAAGUAUUUAAAUUUGAAUGAGACUGCCAUAGAAGAACUUCCCAAAUCAAUUGGGAAUCUCAGUGGACCUCAGUGGACAACUAAUAGUCAGCAUACUCCAAAUAUAACCUAUAUUCUUACCCACAACCAAUCUGCAUACAACUUUAUCGCAAUGCGCUGUGGUAAAGAGGCAUAUGGCAUCCCAUAUCUUCAGUUGGUAUUUCAAGAAAAAUAUGCCCUCACAAAAUUUAUGCGCUAUGCAAAAAGACUGAACAACCAGAUUCCUUCUAUACUAGCAGGAGAAUCUAGUUUUUGCAUUCCUGGACGUACAAUCCCAAGGUGGUUUGGCCAUCAAAGUGAAGGAUUUUCUACGACAAUGCAGCUACCUUCACAGUGGGCUAACAUCAAGUUCCUGGGUUUCACUCUGUGUGUUGUUAUUAAAUUCGGCGUUUAUUUUUUCUUUGGGGGCAACAAUGGUUUCCAGAUUAGGUGUCAAUAUCACUUCAAAAAUGAGUACAGAGAGUGCAGUGAUCUCCUUUCUUAUUUUGGUGGUUGGUACGGUAAAAGAACUCCCCGUACUUAUCAUGACAAAGAGUUUGGGACCCAAUGUCCUAUGUUCUUCGGGUAUGAUCCAUGUGUGGACGCUACAAAAGAUGAUCAUUUCAGUAAAUAUAGAGAGUUAGUAGUUGAAUUCUACCCUGAAGAUAUGGAUGGCAAUCCUUUACACCGUUGCAAAGUGAUCAGUUGUGGUGUACGUCUACUAUAUUCUGAAGAGGAUUUAUUUUGUCUAAAUUGUCGACCCUUUGCGUGUUUUGAUGUAGGUGAUGAGGAAGAUAUAGUCACUCUUGCCUGUGAAGAACAUAAUAGUUUUUAGCUCGCCGAGAAGCUCAACGAGAAUUAGGCACUGAAGGAGUCGAACAGCUCAACAUGUCUAACAAAAAAGAAAAAGAAAAUGAAAAAGUAGAACGUGGCCGUUGCAAGUUUUUAA
This is a messenger RNA of Jatropha curcas, 3866 nucleotides long. The record is from RefSeq and is a predicted model, not a curated record. Lineage: Eukaryota; Viridiplantae; Streptophyta; Magnoliopsida; Malpighiales; Euphorbiaceae.